AUGGCCACGAGUAGAGGAGACCUUCAAUCCAGGUGUCUUUCUUUACUUGAAGAGGUCAAAGACCUCAUUGAGAAACAUAACAGCGAGCAAAGUGGCUCAGAGAACUCUAGCAAAAUAGCACAGAGUAAGACGUCCAUUGUCGUCCUUGCCACAGACACAGGCGGAUAACCAACAUUUCGUACCCUUUUGGCACCAUAUUCUGCCCGCAGUUUCUCCUUUAGGUCCCCUCCAAUGAAAAAGUCACAGGGCUACUUUCAAGUGAAAGAAAUGUGGACACAUGACUUUUUUUGUCUUGCUACGUCUGAAAUUGCAGAUAGCAUUCCGUGACAUCCCCAGAAAAUGGCUUUACAAAACGACGGGCUGCGGCGAAGAUUUUUCCAAGCAAAGGAUCUUUUGUCAAUGUAAAGGAAAAACUGGAGAGUGUUUACUCAAAAUUAAAAGAUGGUAGCAGUUUUGAAUUGCUAAGAUCAAACCUUGCUCUAAUCAAUACUCUGGCAGGAGGAUACUCAGUGGCUUUCCUAAGGGAUGCUGUGGCCAGGCACCGGCCUAUAUCAGGUCACUCCAAAUGGACCUGGACACGUCAGUGGUUGAAAGCGCUGAGCAGCCUGAGCAGUUACGUGUUUCGAACUGCAGCAACUAAUAAGAUCAGCUGA
Messenger RNA from Porites lobata, 653 nucleotides. Lineage: Eukaryota; Metazoa; Cnidaria; Anthozoa; Scleractinia; Poritidae. The record is from the annotation of a GenBank genome assembly.